Molecule: messenger RNA, 346 nt
Organism: Mesitornis unicolor (brown roatelo)
Lineage: Eukaryota; Metazoa; Chordata; Aves; Mesitornithiformes; Mesitornithidae
Product: transcription factor IIIB 90 kDa subunit-like
Exons: 2
Biological process (GO): transcription by RNA polymerase III; DNA-templated transcription initiation; transcription preinitiation complex assembly
Cellular component (GO): transcription preinitiation complex; nucleus; transcription factor TFIIIB complex
Molecular function (GO): TBP-class protein binding; RNA polymerase III general transcription initiation factor activity; RNA polymerase III type 3 promoter sequence-specific DNA binding
Source: RefSeq, a predicted model, not a curated record
UGGCACAGUAAGUUUGCUUUUAAUAUUUUCAUUCGGUUGUUGCAUUUAACAUGUCUGUCCUUCCCCACCCCCUCUUUUUUCUCCCUAAUAGGUGCAGGCAAAACUCCGACCUUAGGAGGAGGAUUCCAUGCAAACCUGGGAAAGGAGUCCCGAGCACAAACCCUGCAGAACGGGAAACGUCAGAUUCACCACUUGGGAAACCAGCUUCAACUCAAUCAGCACUGCCUGGAUACUGCCUUUAACUUCUUCAAGAUGGCUGUGAGCAAACACCUAACGCGGGGGAGAAAGAUGACCCACGUCAUUGCUGCGUGCCUCUACCUGGUGUGUAGGACAGAAGGAACUCCUC